Messenger RNA from Erigeron canadensis, 5223 nucleotides. Its product is annotated as nucleoporin nup211-like. NCBI's taxonomy places the organism in Eukaryota, Viridiplantae, Streptophyta, Magnoliopsida, Asterales, Asteraceae. The transcript has 9 exons. The coding region runs from base 139 to 5004 and encodes 1621 amino acids. The record is from RefSeq and is a predicted model, not a curated record.
ACAUAUUUAAUUAUAAUUAAUACUUAAACAUCAAUCAAUCAACAAAAUACACACAUAUAUAUCUGUAUUUAUAUUUAUAUUUAUUUACGCUUCAAACCAAAUUCAACAAUAGUCGCAUUGUUUCUCAAAUCUAAAGAAAUGGAAGAGGAAAUGGAGGUAAGUGAGGGGAGUCCAACAGCAGGAAGUGGUGGUGGUAAUGGUGAAAAUGAAUUUGUUCAUAUUGAAUCAGUUAUUAAUCAGGAUGAGCAUCUUGAGCAGGACGAUGGGGUAGUGGUGACAGGGGUAGAUGUUGUACAGGAUGAACUACCUGAUGUGAGGACUCAUGAAGAUGCCGGACAUGAUGAAUUUGUGGAUUGUCCGGAUGACUUGGUAUCUAGUGAAUCCAGGUCCCCUAGUGUUAGAAGUAAGUUACGCCAACAUCCUUUUGGAGAUGGUACCGAAGAUAUUCAACAAACGGUGGCUGAAAGUGAGAAAGAAAUUGCCCCACAGGACUACGAGGAAGAAAGGAAAGUGCUGGUGAAAGAAGUUAGCAAUCUUCAUCAUCAACUCAAGGCUCUAAGCAAGCAACAAUCACUAACCGAUAGAAACGAUGGUGGUUUUCCUGGCAAUCAGCUUGCAUCCGAAACAGAAGAGGAUGACAACAAGUCCAUUUUACCCGUGCGUGAGAUGGUUAAUGAGUGUUCCAAGUUUAUUGAACUUUCUCUGAACGAGCGAUCUCGGGCUGAGGGUACAAUCAGUGAACUCUAUGCCACCCUACAUAUGAAAGACAAAGAGAUCGAAGAUCUUAUGAUGAGGGUUAAUGAACAGUCAGCAUCACAGGAUGACGUAAUCAGCUCUAACGAAAUGUUAUCUGUUGAGACCACUACAGAUAGAAUUUUAUCUUCUCUUGCAAUUACCUUUGGUGAGGCAGAGUUGCCUGAUACCUCUGUUAGUGGGAAGAUAUCUUAUCUUGAAAACAGCACCUUCUUUUUACUCGAGAAGUACAAUUACUUCCUUUCUGAAGCUCAAAUGCUUGGUCACUGUUUGGUAGAGGUUAAUUCGGGUUUUGAUAUGCAAAAUGGUAUGGAGACAGUUUUUUCCUCUGUACGGGAGGAGUUAGUUGGGUUAAAAAGGAAAGAAUUUGAGCUGAAUGACAAAUAUACCCAUUUAGAGCAUCAGCAUGGACAGCUGAUGGAACAACUUGACAAAAACAGAGAAACAAUUGAGCUGCUAAAUGCAGAAAUUGGGAAACUUAAAGGGGAAGUUGAACAGGAGAAAACAAGGUAUAGUAACACCAAAGAAAAGCUUAGCAUGGCUGUGACAAAAGGUAAGGGACUGGUUCAACAGCGUGAUACAUUGAAGCAAUCUGUUGCUGAGAAAACCAGUGAACUAGAAAGAUGUUUAAUUGAAUUACAAGUUAAGUCAGCUGCCCUGGAGGCUGCUGAGCUGAGGAGCGGAGAGUUGAGUCAGACUCAUAUUUUGGCUAACUCUUUGCAAGAAGCCCUCUCGCAAAGGGACAUGGUCCUUGAACAAUGCAUGGAAAUUAUUUCUCAAGGAUUACCAGAUGCGACACAAUUCCCCAACUUGGAAACUCGUGUUAGCUGGCUUUUGGAAUCAUAUAAUCAUGCAAAAGAUCAAUAUAUUAAGCUGCAAGAUGAAAAUAAUGCAAUUAAAGUGGAUGCUAGUAUUCAGAUUGAUCGUUUAACUGCAUCACUUUUAGCAGAAACACAAGAGAAGUACCAUCUUAAAGAAGAAUUAGAAGAAAUGACAUGCAAAUAUGAACAACGUUUGGAGGAUUCUACUGAAUCAUCGCCUGUUGACAAAGAAGUUCUUGAAAAGAUUCAAACUCAAAUGUAUGUAAGAGAUCUGGAAUCUAAGCUCUAUGAGCAGAUUCUUGAUUCCGAGAUGGAUAAUCAAUCAAAGGUUAGAGAAGAACAUCGUGUAUUAGAAGAUGAGAGGAACUCUUCACAGAUAAAUCUUCAAAGAUCCGAGGAGAAGGCUUCCUUGUUGAGGGAGAAGUUGUCUAUGGCAGUUAAGAAAGGAAAGGGGCUUGUUCAAGAACGCGAGAACAUGAAACAGCAAAUAGCUGAGAAGAACGCUCAGACGGAGGCAUUAAUGGUCGAUUUUCAGAAGCAAGAAUCAGCAUUGGGUGACUGCAGGGAUCAGAUUGCAAAAUUGGAAUCUGAAAGGGAUCAAAUAGGGCAGUAUUUAGCUCAGAGCAAUAUGAUAUUGCAGCAAAUAAUUGAGACAAUUGAUGGUAGUAAUAUCGAUUUUCAGGUAGAUAUAGAAGACCCUGUUGAUAAGGUGAAGUGGUUUGCAGCGUUUUUAAGUGAAUGCCAAGUUGCCAAGGGUCAAGCAGAACAAGAGCUUGGAGAUUUCAAAGAUGAAGCUGCUCUGCUUGUCAACAAGUUGACUGAUGCCCUGACCACCAUAAAAUCCCUUGAAGAUACAUCAUCAGUUUUGGAAAAAAAUGUUUCUGAAUUAACUCAAGAAAAACAAGAAUUAGAAAGUUCAAAGAGUCAUGCUGAGCAAGAAGUUGAAAUUAUAAAAGAGGAGGUAAAUAAAUUGAACAACAAGUUGGUAGAAGCCCUGAAAACAUUGAAAUCUCUGGAAGAUAAACUUGCAAGUUCAGAGAAAUUUAUCAGUCAAUUAAAUGAAGAAAAGAAAGAACUUGAGAUCGCAAGGUGUCAUCUUGAAGAUGAAUUGCAUAAAGCAACAGAAGAAGCUGCUUCUCAAACAAGCAAGUUUCAAGACGCAGUGUCACUCGCAGAAAAUAACAUAUCGAGACUGAUGAAUGAGAAAGAAGAGGCUCAAAUGGAGGUACAGAAAGUAAAGGAGGAAGUUUCUUCUAAUAUAAGUAAUCUAGCUGAUGCUAGAGAGACUAUAAAGUUCCUCGAAGAUGCAUUGUCUGUCUUAAAGAUGAAUGCUUCUCGGUUUUCAGAGGAGAAUGAAAAGGCGGUUGAUAGUAGAACCGUGCUAGAGAGUGAGAUGAAGAACCUCAGAGAAGAAGCUGAACAUGAGAUCUCAACCCUCAAAAACGAGCUGAGUACAUGUAGGCAAGAGUUAGAAGCCAAGCAUGAUAAAUCGUCUCCGGAGCUGUCCAGUUUUUUUGGAAACCUUCAAGUGAUUUUGAAAGAUGAAUCUUUACUCUUCUUGUUCAAACAAAGUUUCGAGAAAAAGGUUAAAAGCUUAGAAGAAAUAGACUGCCUUUUAAAAGAUAUGAAGGAUAAUUUUGAUUCAAAACAGUUGCUAGAUCCUGCUGCCAUUGAGGAAACUUUUCUGUCACCAACGUCCCUUCCGACCGCCUUUAACAAUGACUGGAACACUGGGCUUAUCGAUGUCGAGUUUAAUGCAGAAGAUACUGAAGAUAUUGUUUCAUAUGCUGGAAAAACUUUGGAUAACUUGAAUGCUAAAAACCAAAUUCUCGUUGAUCAAUUUGGCAGUUUCUCAAGACUCCUUGAUGACAUAAUUGUAUCUUUGUUGAAAAAACUAGAUGCAAUAAAGCAUACUCUGCCAUUUGUAGUUCAGCAAACAAAAACCUUGCAGCAAGAUGCGCAAAAUAUGCAGAUGGACAAACAAAUACAGGACAAUAGAGUUUUAAUGCUGGAACAUGACAUUAAAGUCCUAUUGUCUGUGUGUGCUGAUGUCACUAAAGAUCUGAAAUUGCAUCUGGAAUGUAAUAUUCUGCAGACUGAUCCCACUAUUGAGCUGGAGAAAUCAAAUCCUAGAUUAGUUGAAGAAGUGGCGGAAGCAGAUGUUAAGGUUGCUGCUAAUGAGUUGUGCUUUGCUUCUAGAACUGUUCAAUGGCUAAUAAAACAACAUGUUAGUGUAAAUGAGAACCUGUCCGCCACAAUUGAACAGUUACAGGCUGAGUUAGAUAAAGUGACUCUAAUGCAUGACAAAUCAAAAGAAGUAAUUGAAGGAUUACAGGGUGAACUACAAAAAACCAGGUCAGUGUGUGAGAAAGUUGAAGAAGAAAACGAUGCAUCACAAAGAAGAGUUUUUGAAUUGGAGACGGAACUAGAAGCUUCAGGAAGCAUGUGUAAUGAAAUGAGCUCUGAGUUGAAUGAACUCAAACGGCAGUUAUCUGCUGAAAGUUCUGUCAAAUAUCAUGAGGAAGACAUCAAAAAUUCCCUUUUAUCAGCUUCGCAGAUGAAAGCCCUAUUUGAUAAAAUAGAUGGAAUUGCAAUCCCGUUCCCGAACCUCAUGGAGGGGGAUAUACAACCAGAACAUUUGGACUCGGUCAAAAAGCUCUUUUAUAUAGUUGAUAAUGUGAAUGAAUUGCUUGACCAAUUGACUUUGUUGACUCGUGCCAAAGAAGACCUGCGGAAAACCCUCUCAAAACAAGCCCUUGAAUUUGACCAUUUGAAGGGGGAAUAUAAAGAUGGGUUGCAAAACAUUAUUCAAACGGUGGGAGGUGAUGAAUUUGUUGGAGUCAAGAAACCUUCUGAUGUGGCAGUCCUGCUCCCAGUACUCGAAAGGCUCGUUCAAGGAAUUAUUUCGGAUCGUGACAAUUCAAGAUUCAAAUUAGUAGAGACCCAGAAAACAGCAGAUGAAUUAUCAAGUAAGGUUAAGUCACUUGAAGAUUUUAUUCAGAAAAGGGCAGGUGGAGCUGACACAAUACAGGAACGAAGUGUCUUUGAAGGACCUUCUUUGCCUGCUGGGUCCGAGAUCUCAGAAAUUGAUGACCAGGUUCCGGUUGGGAAAGUUGGAUUGCCGUUGGUGCCAUCUGCUGCCCAAAUGAGAUCUUUACGGAAGGGAUCAAAUGACCAGCUUGCAAUCACCAUUGACUCGGAGUCUGAUCGUUUGCUUGAUAAAGUGGAAACUGUUGAAGAUAAAGGUCAUAUAUUUAAGUCACUCCACACUUCGGGUCUUGUGCCAGUCCAAGGGAAGAUGAUUGCAGAUCGACUUGAUGGAAUAUGGGUAUCUGGUGGUCAAGCUUUAAUGCGUCGACCAAGAGCACGCCUAGGCCUUAUAGCUUAUUGGCUUGUGUUGCACUUAUGGCUUCUUGGCACAAUUUUGUGACUAUGACAAGGUGUAUCGUAGAUGAGUAGUUCCAAUGUUUGACAUCGUUUUUUUUCUCCUGAUUUUUUUAUAUGAUGAAUUUAGGCAGAUGUACAAACUAAUAGUUAUCUCGUGUUCUUUUGAUUCUCUGCAAUCAGAUUUUAGGGGAUUCAGAGAAUCCAUAAACAUAAGCCUCCAUGAUUAUGGAGAAAUGUUUGAUAAUGACAAGUCAUUAAACUA